GAUUUGUGGCGAAAGACUGAAAUAAGAUUAGUUUUCAAGCAAAUACAAAAACUGAACCAUGGGGCUGAUGAGACUUUGGCUCCUGGUUAUGGUCAUUGGAGCAAUAUUUGUAGAAAGCGAGAGUUCCCGCAUAACAGCGGUGGGAGUCGAUCUGGGGACCACCUACUCAUGUGUCGGAGUCUUCCAAAAUGGCAGCGUGAAAAUUAUUACCAAUGACCAAGGUAACAGGAUCACCCCUUCUUAUGUGGCUUUCACCGCUGAAGGAGAGCGUCUCAUUGGUGAUGCUGCUAAAAACCAGUUGACCUCCAAUCCAGCGAAUACAGUUUUCAACACUAAAAGAUUCAUCGGUCGCACUUGGAAUGACUCCUCUGUUCAACAGGACAUCAAAUAUCUGCCCUUCAAGGUGCUUGAGAAGAAGUACAAACCCCACAUUGCUCUUAAUGUGCAUAGACGGAGAAAGAUUUUUACACCAGAGGAGAUAUCUGCCAUGGUUCUCUCCAAGAUGAAGGAAACUGCUGAAGCAUACCUUGGAAUGAAGGUCACCCAUGCCGUGGUCACUGUUCCUGCUUACUUCAAUGAUGCCCAGCGUCAGGCCACCAAGGAUGCUGGAACCAUCGCCGGCCUGACUGUGAUGAGGAUCAUUAAUGAGCCAACGGCUGCUGCUAUUGCUUACGGUUUAAACAAGAAGGGUCGUGAUAAAAUCAUCUUAGUGAUUGACCUUGGUGGUGGUUCCCUUGAUGUAUCGCUACUGGAUAGUUACAGCAGGCAACUUGAGGUUAUAGCCACACAUGGAGACACCCACUUGGGUGGAGAAGACUUUGACCAGCGUGUCAUCGAGCACUUCAUCAAGCUGUACAAGAAGAAGACUGGCAAGGAUGUGCGCAAAGACAACCGCGCCGUUCAGAAGCUGCGUCGGGAGGUUGAGAGGGCAAAGAGAGUUCUGUCUGUAGACUAUCGAACUCGUAUUGAGAUUGAGUCUUUCUUUGAGGGUGAUGACUUCUCUGAGUCUCUGACUCGUGCCACGUUUGAGAGUCUGAACAUGGAUCUCUUCAGUUCCAUCCUGAACCCAGUGCAGAAAGCUCUGGAAGAUUCUGACCUGGAGAAAUCUGACAUUAAUGAGAUCGUGCUGGUCGGUGGCUCCACUCGUAUUCCCAAGAUCCGGCAGCUGGUGAAGGAGUUCUUCAACGGAAAGGAGCCCUCCAGAGGCAUCAACCCUGAGGAGGCCGUGGCCUACGGAGCUGCUGUGCAGGCUGGCGUGCUCUCUGAGGAAGAUUAUGGAGAUGUGCCCAUCCUUCGGGAUGUGUGUCCCAUGACUCUUGGUGUUCAGACUGAUGAUAUAGAAAAUAAUGAGGAAGGAGUGAUGGCCGAGCUGAUCCCCAGGAACACCCUGGUGCCAGACAUUAGGAGGAAGAGGUUCACCACAGUAGUUGAUGACCAAACAGUUGUCAAUAUCAAGGUUUUUGAAGGUGAGCACAACAUGACCAAGCACAAUAAUCUGUUGGGGAGUUUUCGCCUGACUGGCAUUCCUCCAGCACCCCGUGGGGUUCCAGCCAUUGAGGUGACCUUUGAGAUCGAUAUCAACGGUAUCCUCCAUGUAACUGCUGAAGACACGGAAACCGGCAACAUGAACAAGAUCACCAUCACCAACGACCAUAACCGCCUGACCCCAGAGGACAUUGAAAGGAUGGCAAAUGAUGCUGAGCGCUUCACAAAAGAAGACAAGAGGUUGAAGGAGCGCAUCAACGCCUCCAACGAGCUGGAGUUCUAUGCCUACUCCGUGAAGAACCAGAUGGAAGACUGGAAGGAGCUGCGUGGCAAGCUGUCUGCCACUGACAAAGAAACCAUCAAGAAGGCCGCGGAGGAGCAAAUUGAUUGGUUGGAGUUCUUCCCGGAGGCCACAACAGAAGUACUCAAGGCCAAGAAGAAGGAGCUUGAGGAGUUUGUUCAGUCCAUCAUUGGCCAAGUCUACAGCAAUGCAGAUGGACCUCCUCCAGAGGAGGGUGAGGGUGUGCAGGACAAAAGGGGAGAGAAGAGAGAGACAGAAGGGAAGAAAGAGAUGGCAGAGCAGGAGGAAAGGGAUGAGCAGGAAGAGAGGGAAGAAAAGGAAAAUAAUGAGCAGGCCGCUACAGAAGUACUCAAGCCCAAGAAGAAAGAGCUUGAGGAGGUUGUUCAGUCCAUCACUGGCCAAGUCUACAGCAAUGCAGAUGGACCUCCUCCAGAGGAGGGUGAGGGUGUGCAGGACAAAAGGGGAGAAAAGGACAAGAGAAAAGAGAAGGAAGAGAGGGAAGAAAAGGAGGACAAUGAAGAGCAGGAAGAGAGGGAAUAUAAGGAUGAAGAGAAAACGACAGAAGAAGAGAAGGAGAAUAAUGAGCAGGAUGAGCAGAAUGUGAAGCUAGGGAUGGAUGAACAGGACAAGGAGGAGCUGUAGAUGUAGUGGCCACAGCAGCUGCUCUCUUUAAAGGAAUAGUUCGGUAUUUUACACUUUAAGCCCGUUUCCUGUAUUGCUAGCAUGGAAACGAGUGUUAGACACCGAAAUUUCGACGAUUAAGCCUGUUUGUGGAAUUUGGCAGCUUUAGAAUGGAGCUCUGUAUGGCUUUCACAUUGCUCGCUUUGUGCAUGGUCUAUUCUGUCCUUAAAACACCCCUAAACGUUCGUUUAACGUUUAGAUUUCAGUCUCAAACACUCGUUUUCAUUUCAGGCUGCAGGACAGAUGAAAGGCUUGUUCACAUCCCCACUAAUUACAGUGCAUGGAAAUGCACUGUACUGUUAUCGUCAGACUUUUUAUUAUUCUUCCAUCCAGUUUUUUUUGCAUCUAAAUCAACUCUAACCAUUUAUGUACAAACUUUGUUCAACCAUUGUUACGUGGGUCUCUCAAACAUCACCAGCGGAAUGUAACUUUAAUGUUUUACAACUUUAUACUUUUUAAGAUAUUUGCCAUAAACAUGCUAAAAAUGUCCCCGUUGUA
Molecule: messenger RNA, 2965 nt
Organism: Sardina pilchardus (European sardine)
Lineage: Eukaryota; Metazoa; Chordata; Actinopteri; Clupeiformes; Clupeidae
Product: endoplasmic reticulum chaperone BiP-like
Exons: 9
Coding region: 59-2428 (789 amino acids)
Biological process (GO): endoplasmic reticulum unfolded protein response
Cellular component (GO): cytoplasm; endoplasmic reticulum lumen; membrane
Molecular function (GO): ATP binding; ATP-dependent protein folding chaperone
Source: RefSeq, a predicted model, not a curated record